Molecule: messenger RNA, 1623 nt
Organism: Quercus lobata
Lineage: Eukaryota; Viridiplantae; Streptophyta; Magnoliopsida; Fagales; Fagaceae
Exons: 10
Coding region: 92-1516 (474 amino acids)
Biological process (GO): gluconeogenesis
Cellular component (GO): cytosol
Molecular function (GO): phosphoenolpyruvate carboxykinase (ATP) activity; ATP binding
Source: RefSeq, a predicted model, not a curated record
UGUCGCAAAAGUUGUACAACUUCACGUGUUCCUAGCAAGUUUGUAAAAAAGUUUGUAAGCAUUCUCCUUUUGUGUCAUAUUUCUUUGGUUCAUGCAGUGGAUGAGGAAUCUAGUUCUUAAACGAUUCCUCCAUAGCUCAACCUCACUCGCUCGCUCCUCCUCCUCCUCAACAUCCAACACUUUCUUGCCCUCCUCCCGAUGCAAUGCAGUUUCUGCCCCACUUGCUGAGGAGAAAGCUGAAACAGUUGUGUUUCCAAGGGUGGGCCCUGGAUUUUCUUAUGGUCUUAAGUGGGCUUUGGCUAGAAAAGGCAUAAUUGUGAAGGACAAAGCUUUUCAAAAUUUGAACUAUUCCGAACUACAAAAAAGGGGUGCAACCAUUGCAGAGUCCUUGUCAGGACUUCCUGUUUAUGUUAGAGGAAGUUUUGUUGGAGGAUCUUCAGAAAUUUCCAAGGCAGAAUUUAGCAAACUUUUGAAACAGGUUACAAGUCACAUAUCAUCCAUCUCAGAUGUUUUUGUUCAUGAUGGGGCUAUUGGUUCAUCACCAAAAUGUGAUGCAAAAGUUCGGGUAAUAAGUGAUAGUCCUGCUGCUGUAUUAUCACUGUCAAACGUUCUUUGGAAGACUCCAACACGUGCGGUUUCGCAUGAUUCUUGUCCUUUGACUGUUUAUGUUGCUACUUCUAUAAGUGCAGGGGUGGGGGACACUAUUGGUCUGGGAUCUCAAGGAACUAGGGGAUUUAUAGCUGCUGAUAUUGAGCGAUCAUCACUUGUUUUAUGUGGUAAAGCAUUCUCAGAUACAAAUGGAAUUAAAGAAGCACUAGCUGCCUUGUCUGGACCAGUAAUAUCUGCACGGGGAGGCCUUCCUCUAUCUGCAAGGCAAUGUUCUCCAAUCUUUACACAUUAUUAUAAUUCUAGUUUUAUGCAUUCCUAUUUACAUCUGCAGUUGGCAAAUUUCAGGCUUCUAGUAUCUGGUGAUUCAGUGAUUCUUUUGUUUGCAUCCGAAGAAACCAUUCGGAGGUGCAAAGAUUCCUUGGUGUCUGCAGAUGCUGGUGUAAUUCUUUCUUCUCAAGGUGUUGCACCAUUUUUUCAAAAUAAAAAAUCUAGUGGCUUGAAUUUAUUCAAACUGCCAGCUGCUGUUAUCCUUGGAUCUUCUGAUAGUUCCGGAAUCAUCCCUCCUGUAUCAAAGCUCUCUCCUGGCCAAGCAGCUUAUCACUUCCUAGCAGGCUAUCAAGACGGGAAGUUCACUCCUGCAUACAGCAAUGGUCCUUCAUCUAGUGACCCAUUAGAACUUUCAAAGGCUCUUUUGUCCAAGUUGCAAGAGAACCAAAUCUCAUCCUUCUUGAUUAAUGUCAACGAGGGGGAAAAGAGUGUAAAUGGCAAGGAUCUUGUUAAUUUUGUGGAAUCAACUCUGUCCAAUAACAUCCCCCCAUUUGAAGUGAAAGGUGGAGAUCUUCAAGGCAAGUACAAGAGCUUUUUAUCUGGCAAAUAUCAAGAAAUACCUGAGGAAUUCUCAUUCUGAUAAAGUAACCAUUUUGUCUGUGUAUCUCUUGCUUUUGUCAGUACACUGAGUACAGUACAACAAUGUAUCCUCUUUUCAUAUAGUUAUACCUCUGAUCAUGUAUAUGA